CCCGACGCUCCUUACACGGGACGUCGUGGUAUGAGCUCGCGUUACCUCCCCAGCACCUUCCUCCGUUGACACGCUCGUCAUGCCACACCGCGCAGAAUACCAGCCACUUGCUCAGCAUAUCGACGACGACGACGACGAAGGCGACGUCUCCGAUGUGUUGCCAGCCCCCGUCACAGCCCCCUCUCGCCGCGGUCUGCGGCUCUCGCAGCGUCCGGGCAACAUCGACCUGAAGAAGCUUGACCAUGCGUUCAAGAGAUGGACGGAGUCUAUUGCGCAGAAGGUGAAACGGAAGAAGAAGGUCGAGGACAAGUCGCGGAAGGAGAUUUGGCAUAGCGUGUUCGCACCUCAGAUAGAGCCGGUUCCCACAGAUAACGAUAUUCCGAUUAAAACCCUGGACCACAAGCCGCCUAUGAUGCACGCGGACUUUCAGAAGCUUGUUGACGCAGUGAAAGAUGCCAUAACAGACGGCAUACACCCCAAGAUGAUCACCAAGGGUUCCUCAGGGUCGUACUUUGCACGAGCUAGGAGUGAUGGCAAGGUUCAGACCGUGGCUGUCUUUAAGCCCAAGGACGAAGAGCCGUAUGGCGACCUCAACCCGAAGUUAACCAAAUGGCUACACAGGCAAUUUAGAUGGAUCAUACCCUUUGGCCGAGCAUGUCUCAUCCCUAAUUUGAGUUAUAUCUCCGAGGCUGCCGCUUCGCUGUUGGAUGAACGUCUCGAAAUUCAUAUAGUCCCUCGGACAGAGCUAGUGCCACUGUCAAGCCCGGCCUUCUAUUAUCACUGGCUUGACAGGAAUGCUGCGAAGAAGGGUAAACCUCUACCAGAAAAGAUUGGAAGCAUGCAGUACUUCCUUCAUGGAUACACAGACGCAUCUGAGUUCCUGAGGAAGCAUCCAUGGCCAGGUCGCGCAUUAACAGAUACAUUUGAUGAUGACACGCACCGUAGAGGUAAAUGGUCGAAGAAGUUUUGGGCAACAAUGAAGAUUGUUUGUGGGAAAACGGGCACGGAAGACGAAGGCUGGGACGAGGAGGAACGAGAAGAGGAGCGGAUGCUCUUUGAUGCGACCGAGAACGUCUCUGCCGCUGAGGAUUUCUACUGGACACCAGCUCUGCAAGACAACUUCUGCGAAGAGCUAGAGAAGUUGGUGAUUCUGGAUUACCUGAUGCUCAACACGGACCGCGGAGCAGACAACUACAUGAUCAAGUUCUGCUGUGCGCCACAUGGGAAGUCCCUAGUUGACGUCGCGCCCUCUCGGGCUGGUGCCCGCGAGAUGACAAUGAUGGCAGAGCUUCGUCAGACGAGCACGCCGCCGAUGGGCACGCCACAGAUGACCGCAACCGCUUCCAACUCGAAUGCUCGCACGCCAUCAAUGUCGUACACUGGCCUUCAGCUCCCAUAUACCCAAAAGCCUCAUAUUCACAUUGCCGCCAUCGACAAUUCGCUGUCGUUCCCGCAUGAGCACCCGAAGGGGUGGCGGUCCUUCACUUACGGCUGGCUGUAUUUACCCGUUACGAUCAUUGGUCGACCGUUUAGCCAGAAGACGCGAGACCAUUUCCUCCCUCUACUCACGUCCAAGCAGUGGUGGUCGGAUACGACGUUCGAGCUGCGGAAAUUAUUCGCAGUGGACCCAGGGUACCAUGAGAAAAUGUUCGCGCGUCAAUUGGCAGUAAUCAAGGGUCAGGCCUGGAACAUUGUCCAGUCAUUGAAACAUGCAUACACAGGUCCCUUGGAGCUCACGCGACGGCAGAAAGUGCUGGUCUGGGACGAUGAGAUGGAGCUGACUGAAGACAACAUGCCAGCGAUCCUUAAUGGCCCAGGACUGUCCCGGUUGCCGCCGCUCUCGCCACGUUCGCCACGUUCGCCACACUCUCCCCACCCGUCCAUCAGCACCCUCCCAGAGCGUCCUCGCUCACGGCGGAGCAACAGCGUGACGGAUUUCCCCCCGCCGAUGCGGCGCGUGUCGUCCGAACACUCGCGUCCGGUGUCCUUCAGCGCCAAAUUCUCGCGCGUGCACCCGGCGACGACGGGCGUGACGGUGCUCGAGCACAUGGAGCGGCUUGAUCAGGUCGAGGCGGGCCUCAAGCGGCUCGUGCUCGAAGAGGGCGACGGCGAGGACGAGGACGAGGAAGAGAUCGACGUCGGGACCAUGCGGCCCCGGCAGCCGAAGAAAAAGCAGCAUGAGGCUGCCAGCGGCGAGGCAGCGGCGGCACAGCUUGUCAUGUCACCGUCGGCGCAGUCUGAGCGACUACCUGCCGUGCCUGAACACGAGGACGGCGGCGCCACGGCGGUGGCGGCUGACGACGCGAACUCCAUCACGGAAGAAGACCUCGUUGCAAUGUCCAAGUCAAUGUCGCACAUCGAGUCGACAUCGCCGCAUGCGCGCUGGAUGAGUGCUGGCCCACGCGAGCGGGCAGACCUGGAUUGGAUGGAUGUGGAUGCCGCGAACAGUCCCAGAAGACGUGUCGUCAUCGCGGAGCGUCUGGAAACUGUCGAUAUCAACCCAUUCUUCUCAUGCUGGUAAUGAUGCCAACUACCUAGUCGUCCGGACUAUAUCCUUGUUGUACAUUUUCAACUGCUUGGCGAUCGGUAUAUCAUAUAGACAAACUGAACAAUGUAUCGCACGGAGGAUGUACGUGUCGAUAGAUAAAGCGUAACUCCGCAACGUCGCGAGAUAAGUGUUCAGUCGCCCUCGGCCAUAAGCCAUUGUGCGAAAUCGUCGAGACGCUUCUUCUCGGCUUCAUCGCCUUCGCCCUCGACCUCGUCGUGUGCACCACUACGCUUGAAGCGCUGCUUGCCGGUAUACACCGAUGCUUCGAUUCGGCGUCCUGCGAAGAAUCUGCCGUUCAUUCGCUGAGAAAGUGUUAACAUCC
Molecule: messenger RNA, 2870 nt
Organism: Phanerochaete carnosa HHB-10118-sp
Lineage: Eukaryota; Fungi; Basidiomycota; Agaricomycetes; Polyporales; Phanerochaetaceae
Exons: 13
Coding region: 80-2521 (813 amino acids)
Biological process (GO): Golgi organization; endosome organization; phosphatidylinositol phosphate biosynthetic process
Cellular component (GO): plasma membrane; endosome; fungal-type vacuole membrane
Molecular function (GO): 1-phosphatidylinositol 4-kinase activity
Source: RefSeq, a predicted model, not a curated record